Dipodomys ordii (Ord's kangaroo rat) is the source of this 1654-nucleotide messenger RNA. It is a transcript of the gene Yipf4, whose product is annotated as Yip1 domain family, member 4. Gene Ontology annotation, biological process: vesicle fusion with Golgi apparatus; endoplasmic reticulum to Golgi vesicle-mediated transport. The coding region runs from base 13 to 747 and encodes 244 amino acids. Gene Ontology annotation, cellular component: trans-Golgi network; membrane. Lineage: Eukaryota; Metazoa; Chordata; Mammalia; Rodentia; Heteromyidae. The transcript has 6 exons. The record is from RefSeq and is a predicted model, not a curated record.
AGGGGCGGCGGGAUGGAGCCGCCGGGCCCGCCCCCGGCCUACGCCCCCGCCAACGGGGACUUCACCUUUGUCUCCUCGGCGGACGCCGAAGAUCUCAGUGGCUCUAUAGCAUCCUCAGAUGUCAAAUUAAACCUCGGUGGUGAUUUUAUCAAAGAAUCCACAGCUACUACAUUUCUGAGACAAAGAGGCUAUGGCUGGCUUUUGGAAGUUGAAGAUGAUGAUCCUGAAGAUAACAAGCCACUUUUGGAAGAAUUGGAUAUUGAUCUGAAGGAUAUCUAUUACAAAAUCCGAUGUGUUUUGAUGCCAAUGCCAUCACUUGGUUUUAAUAGACAAGUGGUGAGAGACAAUCCUGACUUUUGGGGUCCUCUGGCAGUUGUUCUUUUCUUUUCCAUGAUCUCAUUAUAUGGACAGUUUAGGGUGGUCUCAUGGAUUAUAACCAUUUGGAUAUUUGGGUCACUGACAAUUUUCUUACUGGCCAGAGUUCUUGGUGGAGAAGUUGCAUAUGGCCAAGUUCUUGGAGUUAUAGGAUAUUCAUUACUUCCUCUCAUUGUCAUAGCCCCAGUACUUGUGGUGGUUGGAUCAUUUGAAGUGGUAUCUACACUUAUAAAACUGUUUGGUGUGUUUUGGGCUGCCUACAGUGCUGCUUCAUUGUUAGUGGGUGAAGAAUUCAAGACCAAAAAGCCUCUCCUGAUUUAUCCAAUCUUUUUAUUAUACAUUUAUUUUUUGUCUUUAUAUACUGGAGUGUGAGCCAAGUCAUACUUGAGUGGAAAAAAAAAUGAUGUUACAUUUGUGUGUAGGCUGGGAAUUCUUGCUGAAGGGAUUGAAGAAAAUGUUGCUGGUAAAAAUUUACACAUUCCAGAUGUAAAGGCUAAAGGUUUAAGGUCUUUUUAAAAACAAUAUUUUUUGUAUUUAAUUAAACAAUUAGUUAUCUGGGAUUUUUUUUGGUCAGAAUCCUAUAUUCUGUUUGAUUCUUCAUAUUCCAGUGAAUAAAAUAUAAAAGCAUUGUGUUUUUAACAUUGUGUCAUAUUCACCUAAAAACUUGUGCCAAAAGCACCUGAAUCGGUAAUUACACUUCACUUGAAGGAUAAAUCUGACAAUGUCCUAAUAAUCGAAAAGUGCAAUUUUUUUUCUUUAAAGAGUUUUCUCCUACAUUGCAGAUCCUGUAGAUAAAUAUUUAUAUUUAUACAUAUAUAUUUAUGAAAUAAUUCUUAUUCACAAAAUAUAUUUCUUAAUAGCCUAAAAAUUAAGAUACUAAAUCUGAUGCUUAAAUUUUCUUUAAUUUGGCCAUUAAUAUUUUUUAUUGAGAAUUUUAAAUUUGUUUUUUAAAUUGUAUAUCAUUUUAAAAAUAAUAGUUGCUAAUGUAGAUUUGGUUUGUGUGGAUAUGCUUUUAAAAACCAUUUUGAAUGUUUAACAUCUGACUUAAAGUUUUUGUUUUAUCUUUCUGACCAAAGGAGCAAGAGGUAUAAUGGAUAUAGCAGUCAUUAAAAUCGUUAAUAUAUAGGAAAACAAUAAUAUUUAUAGCAUCAGUAAUAUUUUUUAGUGCUAUUCCUAAAUCAGAAAAAUUGCAGGAAAGAGAUCUUUAAAAUCCUAUGGUCCUAAACAAUGUUAUAUGAUGUAGAAAAUAAAAUGUUUUCCAGCUGUGUGUUUUGUUUUA